GCGGGCGCGGGGCACACGGGACACCCGGGACACACGGGGCGCACGGGGCACAGGUACCGCGGGCGGCCCUGCCACGCACCCCCGGGCCGAGCUGCGAGCGCUGCGGGGCCGGGCGCCGGAGCUCGGAGGGGCCGCGGCGGCGGCGAGAGCUCCGCUCAGCACAUCGCCCAUCGCCCAUCGCCGGGCCCGCUGCCCCCGCGCCGGGCUCCGCGGGGCCGCUGCCCGGCGGGUCCCCAGGGAGCGGCGGAUCCCCGGGAGCGGCGGAUCCGGGGGAGCGGCGGAUCCCGGGCAUCAGCAGAUCCCCGGGAGCGGCGAAUCCCAGGGAGCGGCGGAUCGCAAGGAGCGGCGGAUCCUGGGCAUCCUCGGAUCCCCGGGAGCGGCGGAUCGCAGGGAGCAGCGGAUCCAGGGAGCGGUGCAUCCCGGGCAGCGGCGGAUCCCGGGCAGCGGCGGAUCCCGGGCAGCGGCGGAUCCCCGGGAAGCGGGGGAUCCCCGGGAAGCGGCGGAUCCCAGGCAGCAGCGGAUCCAGGGAAGCGGCGGGCGCGGGGCUCGGCGCUGCCCGCCCGCCGGGGAUGCGCUGAGCGGCCGGCCCGGCUCGGAGCCGCCCCGUGCAUGCUGUGGGGAUACACUGUCGCGAUAAUAAAUGAUAGAGGAUACCAUGACUUUGCUGUCUCUGCUGGGUCGGAUCAUGCGUUACUUCUUGCUCAGACCGGAGACCCUGUUCCUGCUGUGCAUCAGCCUGGCCCUGUGGAGUUACUUCUUCCACACGGAUGAGGUGAAAACCAUUGUUAAGUCCAGCAGGGACGCGGUGAAGAUGGUGAAGGGCAAGGUGGCCGAGAUCAUGCAGAAUGACAGGCUCGGGGGGCUGGACGUGCUGGACGCUGAGUUCUCCAAGACCUGGGAGUUCAAGAGCCACAACGUGGCUGUCUACUCCAUCCAAGGCCGGAGGGACCACAUGGAGGACAGGUUCGAAGUGAUCACCGACCUGGUGAACAAGACUCACCCCUCCAUCUUCGGGAUAUUUGAUGGGCACGGAGGAGAGUCGGCGGCAGAGUACGUGAAGUCCCGCCUGCCCGAGGUCCUGAAGCAGCACCUCCAAGACUAUGAGAAGGACAAGGAGAACAGUGUCCUGUCCUACCAGACCAUCCUGGAGCAGCAGAUCUUAUCCAUCGACCGGGAGAUGCUGGAAAAGCUGACUGUGUCCUACGACGAAGCAGGUACGACGUGUCUGAUCGCGCUCUUGUCCGACAAGGAGCUCACCGUGGCCAACGUGGGGGAUUCCCGAGGAGUCCUGUGUGACAAGGAUGGGAAUGCCAUCCCCCUGUCCCACGACCACAAGCCCUACCAGCUGAAGGAGAGGAAGAGGAUUAAGAGAGCUGGUGGUUUCAUCAGCUUCAACGGCUCGUGGCGCGUGCAGGGGAUCCUGGCCAUGUCCCGCUCCCUGGGAGACUACCCCCUGAAGAACCUGAACGUUGUGAUCCCUGAUCCCGACAUCCUCAGCUUUGACCUGGACAAACUGCAGCCAGAGUUCAUGAUCCUGGCCUCUGACGGGCUGUGGGACGCCUUCAGCAACGAGGAGGCCGUGAGGUUCAUCAAGGAGCGCCUGGACGAGCCGCACUUUGGGGCCAAGAGCAUCGUCCUCCAGUCCUUCUACAGGGGGUGCCCCGACAACAUCACAGUCAUGGUGGUGAAGUUCAGGAGUAGCAGCAAAGCAGAAGAGCAGCAGUGAGCAGAGGCUCCCUCUGAACUCGGCACAAACACAGUAGGAAGCUCGAGUAAAAGCCGCUCCGAUUCCCCGCGGGAGGAGCGGACGCCUCUGCUCUUUGUUCUGUGCUUGACAACAGGAGCAAUACAACAAAUCCAUGCUGAGCAAUGACAGGAAUUCAGUUUGUCCACACGUCCCUGCCUCUGGUGACCUUGCUGCUGCUCCUCCAAAACUGACUGGAACCUUCCAUUGCACCAUUUUCUUUACGAAUCCUGUGCAGACUUCCCGUUGGAUUCCUCCCCUCCCGUCUCCGAGGUCGGUCCAGGUGCACGGCAGGGCCAGGGCAGUGCUGCUGCUUUUCCCCCGUAGCUGGGACUGCUCAUGUUCCUCAUCCCUUUAACCCACAGUGAUAAGGCUGAAUAGGAAAAGGUUUGUGAUUAUUGGCCUCUUAUAUGAAGGAGGAAGAGGAGCCAACUCUCCCCCUGCUGCCACACUCUUGGCUCUCUCGCUUCAUUCAACCUCACCCCCCUUCAACAAAUCCCUGCCAAGCAUGUGAGUAGGUAGAGAUACUGAAUUACCUGAAGCCACAUGUUUAUUCAGGCUGUGCAUUACUCUAUAACAAUUCUAGGCCAUAUUGUAUCCAAACCAACUCAUGGUAAACUUCAGCAAAAUACUCUGAGGUCUGACACCUUCUGUGUGAGAAAACAGCUCAGCUGUGAGAGCAGAGUGUUUGUCCUCCACCAGGGAUCGCCCUGACCUUAUUUUGUUGGCAUGGACUUGGAAAGCAAUGCAAGGUAAAAUUAAUUUCAUUAGUGACUUUUGGAAAACUCCUCAGAGCAGGGAGUUCCUCAGAGCUGCCUGAGUCAGGGCUGCUCACGUGGUUAUUCCUGGUACCAACUGCAGAUGGAUUCGUGGUGUUAAUCCCAGGGCACAGCCUUGUUUUGGGAUAAUGUACAAAUGCCAGGCAGCAUCGUUGCACUGUAGAGAUGAAAGCUUGUGUUAAAUCUAGAGAAAAGCCUGCUUAGAUCUAACUUUCAGUAUUUAAUUGUGUUUUGGAACCUGUGGCUGCUGUAAGUUUGAAGGAGGACAGUGUGAGUUUGUUCUGCACGUGGUAACAACUGCUGAGGGACAGGGUGUGUGAGAUGAACGGACCAGGCUGGAGAAUUGUAAUAAUCCUUGGAAUCUCCCUGCAAAACGUGGUCCUGGACCAUCUGCUCAAGGUUCAGGGCGCUGGAGGUUGUUGGUGUUUGGGUCUGGAGGGGAAUCAGAGAUCUGCUGCAUUAACUGGCCUGUUCUUGGGUGCUGAGCAGGUCUGGGUCUCUCAAGGAGAAAAUCAAAGAGCACAAAAUCCUGCUCGAGAGGGAAUUCCUAUCUUAGUCUUUUCAGUUUUGUUCCUAGGUUACCUCUCCCCCAAGGGACCUCCCUCCUUUAAUUUGUUGGGGAUAAUCACAGCUCUUAAUUGGAUCUGUUGCCUUUACCAGUGCUGUCCAAAACGUGUAGGGGAUCCCUUUGCAGCCUCUGCUCAUCCCAGACUCCAAGUGGAGCCCUUUGACUCUGAAAAGUGAAAAGCAGGAGAGGGAAGUGUCCAGCACUGCUCCCUCCCUGGAGGAUGGGAGGCUCCCAACUUUUUUAAUCCCUUGAGCAGUACACGCAGUGACUUGGCAAUGCAGCUUGGCAGUUCAAUUGAGCAGCUCCCAGGAAACAUUAAAAACUGCAGAGCACUUCAGUUGUUUUACUUUGAGAAGGUGUUUGAGGUCAGAAGGCUGGGAAAUGCAAACCUUGUGUGGUAUUUCCCUGGGAGUGCUCAGUCCUGGAGCCAGGAAUGGCACAGCAGCAGUAUCAGAGCUCCAGGCAGAGUCUUUCCUGUGUCCUUCACAGGAGAUGUUCCAUUGCACCAGCUCUCCUUUGGAGGACACAGCCUGGGGAGCUGCCCAGGGAGAAGGAGAAUCUGACCCAGCAGCUCCAAAGGAGAGGGAUGUUUGUGUAGCAGAGGCAUCACCUUCACAGGAACUGGGGGAGUUGGAACUGGAAUGAUGGUCAGCUCCCAAAAAAACAUAGUAGAUUAAAAGCACUGGAGUGAAAGCUGCUGGCUGCACUGAGCCUCCUGCAGCUCCCACUCCCGAGGUGAGUGAGAAUCCCUGAGGGAUCUGUGACCUUUUCCUGAGCAUCCCUGAGGGAUCUGUGACCUUUUCCUGAGCAUCCCUGAGGGAUCCAUGACCUUCUCCAGAGCUUGGCUCACUGGCUGUGCUCCAGCACUUGUGACAGACAGGAUGACAAGGUGGCAGGAAUUCCCAGCCAUGAGGAGCAGUGGGAGCACUCUGGAAGCAAGCCCUGCUCACAGGAUUUAGGAAAACAGUGCAGUGCAGUACAGAAGGGGUUUGCCUGGAUGUUUAUUCCAGGAUCAUUCCCUCUGUCACUCCCAGCCCCUCCAGGCAGGCACCAAUCAGCCCUGUUCCAGCCUUCAAGUGUCUGCAGCUGCAGCAAGAGCUGCUGGAGCACCUUCAGCUUCCUCUGCAGCCUCCUCUCCCCCUCCCUCUGCACUGUCCUGGCCAUCCAGGCCCAUCAUCUCUGUUGAGCUGGUGAUUUUGGCUUUUAUUACUUUAAAAAACGAGUUUCAGCUACUUUAGGUGUGAAGCUGAAGGCCUGAAGGAGGUGAGAGGCUUUGUGUGCUCUUCCACCUCCGUGCUCAGUGCCUGCCUGUGCUCCCUGCUGCCAGCCUGCAAAGCUUUUCAUCCAAACCCAGACAUGUAGAACUUUGCUGAUUUGUGCCAAAUUCUGUCGUGACACAGCUGUGGGACGACAAGGUUGAGUAAUGUACCUUUUGCUGAUGCAACCUGAACAAUCCAGGGUUCUCCCACUGCCUUAACGCUCCGUCCUCCAGCUGGGAAGGGUUGCCAGGUGCUGUAGCCAGAAAUAUCCACCGUGGCAGAAGGGGUUCCUCCCUGCUGCUCUCCUGCCUGGGCACCUCUCCAAAAAAAAGAGCUGCCUUUUGGUGGCAGUGGCCAGAACACAGCUGGGAGCUCCUCUUGCCAUGGAAGUUUUUUGGAGCCCGAGCCCGAGUGGCUCCGCUGGUGACAUCUGUUCCCUCGGGAAGAGCCUCCUGUGGCACAGAACUGAGGGAUUGAGUUGCUGCCAGAGCAUCUUUCCUGUGGUCCAGUGUGACAAAAUGUACCUUGUUCAUUAGUUCAGCUGGUCCAGUGCUUAAGGAAUUGGGGCUGUUCCCAGGGAUGUCACAAGCUCCCCAUUAACUCACGUGGGACAUUUUAAUGUUCAGUGAUCGGGAUUGGGAUCAUGGAUUGCCAUGGAGUUCACCACUCUGAUUAUACACUGGGAGGGGUUCAGACAGGCUGAUCCUUCCUAGAAUUCCUGGAAGGGCUGGGACUUUCCCUGCUUGUCCCUCCGGGGCUGGGGUUGGUGGCGCUGUGGCUCCGUCUAGUGGCCUGAGCCUGCCCUGGGAAUGGGAACUCCGCAGCAUUCCUCCAAUUCCUCAGCGGCUCUCUCAGCCCGUGUGGCAAAGGGGAGGGAUUUAAAGUCCCCCUUGUCCCUUGUCUCCCGAGCUGGAGUCAGGAAUUCGUUGCUCACCUCAGGGCUGGCAGGAGACACCGUUUUAUUUCACACCAAACCGAUCCCACUCCUUCUUCUGUUGCACCAUCCAGCACCAGGCACAGGGAUCUCAUCCCACAGGGAGGGGUGGCACGGGUGGCACUGUGAUGGUGGCACCACCUGUACUCCUAGAAUGUCUAAAAAUACCCAAUUUGACACGAAUGAGCCACUUUUACUGAUAGAUUGUCUAGAUUAAUAUAAAUAUAAAUAAGGCAAAUGCCAUCCAGCAUCACGGACUGUCCACUGACUGUGGGUGCUGCUGCUGUUCUUACACAGUUAAACCAUUUACAGAGGUAAAAGUAAAAUAUUGGGAAGGUUUUCGAAUCCAGGAGUUAGAACUGAAGUGCUGCACCAGCCUGAACAGUGUUUGCUGCAGAAACACCAAUGCCACAGCCUGAAAAUAAGGGAUUUUGUGUCCAGCUGCCUCUCAGGAUACAGGACAGCCCUGCUUUAAAUAAUAUGGAUAUAUUGCUAAUGUAGCUGAUACUUGUUUUACACAGAGAAACAUUUAGUGAGUGAUUAUACUACAGAAAAAAAACCAAACAAACUUACCAGCCUUUCAUUUCCCAAAGUAGGUUUUUAGGCCUCUGUACAAAAUUCCCAAGUUUACAGUUGAGAAUGUUCUGCUGGAAUUUGGCAACUGCAGAGCCUGGAGCUGCUGCCCCUUGCUGUGCUCCAUAUAUUCAUAAAUGACCUUUCUAAACCUGAGAACUCAGCAAAAAAAAAAAAAGAGUUACUACUGAGUUGAAGUUUAAUUAGUUUUAUUUCUGUGGUGCUGACCAGACAAGGUUUAGGGAACCAGCUGUUCCAGAGUUUUCCCUUAGGUAACUCAAAAGUUCCAGGUGUCUCCAGUUCUCCAGGAUGGUCUGGGUGCUCUGGUAAGCAAAUGGAUGCAGCUGAAGCCUUUCUAGAACCAUAAAUAAGAGGCUCAGGAGCAAUUCUUGAGACAACAGUUUGUCCUUCACUCCUUUUUAGGUUAUGAAAUGUUUAAAUAGCCAUGUAACUUCUUUCAGCAGAAGCUCCACAGGUUGGGGAAAAUGCUGUUAUAAUCUCCAAAAUACACAAUUUUGGCAAAUUGCUGGGCUAAGUGCCUGUGAAUGCUCCCAACAGCUUUCAAAAUGUGGAUUUUUAAAGCACCCACCUCCUUUUCCUCAAAUGUCUUUCGAAGUGUGUGGGACCAAACAGCCAACACGCCAUCCAGGCACCAAUUCCCAAAUCCCUCAGUGCUGGUGUUUCCUGCAAUGAGCUGCACCUGCCCCUUCUCCCAGUGAACAAAAUUCCUCCUCAAAAAUCAGUUCUGCAAAGUCUGAACCUAAAAAUAACCAUCCUGAAAAUCCAAGGCCUCAUAAUUCUUUAAUCAUCUCAACAUAAUGUGGGGUUUUCUUCCCGAAAAUUAAAAGAACUCCCUCUUUUAAAAUAGAUUAAAAGAAACAUCAGGUUCUUAGAGAUAUACAGAAAUUACUUUGAACCUGUAAGAUUGAAGCUUAAUGUCCAAUACAGAACAAUUCCUACCUGGCUGUAUAAGGUAUUAUUUUAUGGGUUUAUACUUGAAACAGAGAACCAUAUUAUGUUUCUAAUUAAAUCCCUGGAUCAUGGAAUGGUUUGGGCUGGAGAGGACCUUAAAGCCCAUCCAGUUCCACCCCUGCCAUGGGUAGGGACACCUUCCAUUAGCCCAGGUUGUCCAGCCUGGCCUUGGACACUUCCAGGGAUCCAGGGGCAGCCACAGCUUCUCUGGGCAACCUGUGCCAGGGCCCCCCCACCCUCCCAGGGAGGAAUGAGAUCCCUGUCCUGCCAAAAUUUGGGAUCCCUGCCACCUCUGCUUUGGGCAGAAACCUGAUAAAAUUCCAUUGUUUGCUGUGCAUCCAGGCAUCUGUGAGUUACUUGCAUUGAAAUGCUUUAGCAGGGACUGGGAAACAUAAGGCAAAACUUUGGAAAAUAUGCCAAGUGUCCUGGGAAUACUGAUCACAGGGAAUGCUGCCCCUGCCUGGUUUAUUUGGAAUUCGUUUGUUCCAAAUGCACACAAAGCAUUUCAGCAUUUUAACUCCUCUGGAGUAACAUCCAGGCAGGGAAUUCCACAUCAGAACCCCCCUUUGCUCCCCAUCCAGCAGCAAUUCCCAAACAUCUUUGCCCAAUGGAUUAUUACCAUUAGGCUUUUCAAGUCAGAAACCCCAAUUUUCCUAUAAAAUCACAAGUACUUGGAAUUCUGAUUUACUACAGCUUUUAAACCACUUACUGCAUGAGAAAAAAAACCAACCCUUAGGAUCUGGAAAAAUUUUAGGCAUUUUUAAUACAAUAUUUUAGGCAGAUGCAAUAAAAUUUGGGCCCACCUCUGACUUCAAUUCUUAGAUUAGCUCAUGGUCUGAAGGUUUUUCACCUCCUGCAUGGCUGCUCAUGCUAAAAACUUCCCCAAUCAUGGCUUUGAGCAGAAACAGGAGCUUAGUUAGGAAUUUUACAGUUAGGAAUUUUCCAGCCUUUUAAGCAAUAAUAAGGUCAGACUCAAACACAAAUCAGAUUUGGAAAGGAGGGGUUUUUCAGAAAACCAGGACUCAUUUUCCAGUGGGAUUCGUUGCAGAGUUGCUGUCACUGUAGGUGACAAUUAAUUUCAAACUGAUCACUGUGUACAAACCUUUGUUUGUUGAGCAGUGUCAGCACUUGGGGCACAGAAACCCCAAAUACUGGCAGGUGGUGGGUGUGUUUCUGGUCCUCUGUGACCCUCCUUUCUCCCUCACCAGGACCACUCUCUGCUUUAUCUAUUUUCUGAAGCCUGCAGAGUCAUAAUUACAUUUUUUUUUGGGGGGGGGGAAGCAAUAAAAACUGUGCUGUAGUAUCAGUGUUCUUGUGGCAAAUAAUUUAUUUCUGAACACGUAACAUGGCAGGCUUCUAAAAAACAGAGGGGUUUGGGUUCUGAGAUGUAAGAACAAUCAUAGAACAAGGCAAAUAUUUCUCACAGAGCUCUCAGGAUCUGCCCAGAGAACAAUCAAAUCCCAGAUCCUAAACCCGUGGCACAGCUGUAGUUGUACCUGUUUCUGGAAAUACAAGAGCAUCCUUCCCUCAGUUACCCAAUUAUGUAUCUUCAGCUAUUUAACAAAAAAAAAAAAAAAAAAACUCUUAUUUUUUAAAAACUUCGAUCUUACCAUCCAUCCUUAGAACACUGACAUCUUGUCUAGAGAGUGUUGUCCCCCAAACCUCACUUUUAUACCUAAAAAAAUACCCCGUCCUCCGGUCCCACCCGACCCCCACGUGCAGCUGUUGGAAAAGAGCCAAACUCAAUCCCGACCACAAGGGAAUGAAGGCACUGCUGAAACCUCCCCCCCGUGGUCCUGGAGGUUUCUGCACCUCUUGUGGUUUGUCUCUAGGAGACACUGUGCAAUUCUGCCAGGCAAAAUCCCUGGGAACAGGAGCUGCUCCAUGGACAGGAUGUCACCGUAGUCUCCUCCCCGUGUAGUGGAUGUGUCCAGAUUAAUUAUGUUCAUGCAAUUGCAAAAUUCUGUAUUGUUGUCUCUUAGAAGUGUAAACUACUGAAAACUGGGCCUUGCUGAUAUGAAUAAAGUGAUUAAAAACUGGUCUUUA
Pseudopipra pipra is the source of this 8875-nucleotide messenger RNA. RefSeq names its product protein phosphatase, Mg2+/Mn2+ dependent 1L (gene PPM1L). The record is from RefSeq and is a predicted model, not a curated record. The transcript is spliced from 4 exons. NCBI's taxonomy places the organism in Eukaryota, Metazoa, Chordata, Aves, Passeriformes, Pipridae. Gene Ontology annotation, biological process: positive regulation of canonical NF-kappaB signal transduction; positive regulation of canonical Wnt signaling pathway; peptidyl-threonine dephosphorylation. Gene Ontology annotation, molecular function: cation binding; protein serine/threonine phosphatase activity. Gene Ontology annotation, cellular component: nucleus; cytosol. Bases 641 to 1726 code for a protein of 361 amino acids.